AAAGUAAAAUAUCAUUACAGGACAAAAAGGUCCCAUCAACUCAUUAAUUUUCUCUUUACCAAAAAAGAAGUGAAGGGUAACCAACUAAAAAAGCUCAAAUAAACAAAAGCUAAAGAUAGUAGGGUAAACACCACAACAAAGAACAAACCAAAAGCUCUAACAUAACUCAAAGCAAAAAACAAAACACAGCUGACACUCACAUUCUCUCAUUCAAGAAGUAAAUUAGCAGCAUGAUAGAAGAACAAAGGCGUGGACCCCCUCAUGGCGUUCUCUUAGCAGUGGUGGUAGUAGCAGUCGUGUUAGUCCCAGCACUGCUUGGUGAAAAUGGCGAAGCCAUCACUGACUUCAUCUCUGAGCUUCUUACCCCGGUGGGUCUUCUCCUACUUCCCAUUAUCCUCCUCCUCACUAUCCAGUUUCUCUCCUCCGACACUGGCUCAUUCAUCAACACCAUCUUCUCCACUGGUGAGCCUAACUCCAUCCACCGUGUAAGUGGUUCCCCUGUUGGCGUUGCCCUUUUUCUUGCCCUAAUAUUGUUCCUUCUCUACAACCGCUUUUCCAUCUUCGGUGGAGAUGAUGAUUCCGGCGACUGAAAAGUGACGUUUGUUUGCUUAGAUCUAUAUUAUUCUGGUUGUCCUUUUUAUUUUCUCUUUUCCUUUUAGUUUUAUUUAUUUGGAGUGUAUAUGUAAAUAGUAUAGUACUGUACGGACGACGUACAAAAUAUUGUCGACUAAUGGUAUGUUUGGAAAACUCCAUGUGGAUCUAGGUUUCCACAACUACUCUCGGCCAAAAUCCGCUACAUUUCCAUUCUAAACAAGAUGUGGAUCUAGGUUUCCACAACUACUCUCGGCCAAAAUCCGCUACAUUUCCAUUCUAAACAAGUUGUAGCAAGUUCUAUGAGUUGUGAUAUUUAAUUUAUUAGCAGUACUUAUUCUAUUUUAUUUAAAGACGUUUUAUCCCAA
Capsicum annuum is the source of this 959-nucleotide messenger RNA. RefSeq lists its product as uncharacterized. NCBI's taxonomy places the organism in Eukaryota, Viridiplantae, Streptophyta, Magnoliopsida, Solanales, Solanaceae. The record is from RefSeq and is a predicted model, not a curated record. Bases 231 to 590 code for a protein of 119 amino acids. The transcript has a single exon.